ACAACGAAUCAGUUCGUUCGGACGCAUUGUUUAAAGAACCGCUCACCAAUUCGUUUACACUCGAAAGUGUUUCCAGACGUCAUUACAUUUCAUUUUAAAUCAUUUUUGUUUGUAAUUACAUGCAGACUUUGUUUUUGAUAUGUAUUAAUUGCGUCUGACACACCUGAUAGUUUUACUUUUAAAAUUAUCCUCAGAGAGCGAUUAACAAACACUGUGCGAAUCGGUUUGAUCGAAUCAGCAAAAAGAGCCGGUUUAAAGACGAUUCGGUUACUGUAUACUGCAUUCCUAGUAGGAGUAAUAUGGUAGUGUGCCUUUGCGAACAAACCCCUGUAGUUGCAUGUGUGAUGAGACUUAACUCUCGGUCAGUUAUCUGCUUUAUGAAAUACCCGCGAGGCGCUUCCAGUGGACAGAGGAAGUGUCUUCAGAAGGGAUAAACGCAGAGAAGGGACAACUCUAUAUCUUCCAGGCGCAGGGUGAUGGGGAUGGAAGUUAUAUGCGGAUGCUCAAACUAACAGUUCGAGCAGAUGAUAAAUGACAAACAGCACAGACUUUACAGAAAGUGUUUCUUCAUCUGUUAAAUGACUUUUCGUCAUUUUUGUAAACGAUAGCCUAUAGUGUUUGUCUGUAUAUCGAUUCGAAUCGUGUCAACUCGCUGCUGGUUCCUCUGCUUUUAUAAAACCAAUUCUUCACGAAACGCAUCUGAUUUAAAUUUGUGGAAAAUCACAGAGAUCAUCCGUGCGUCUGACUUGGGAAACUAAAAGCACUUCAGCGACAUCCAAUCACUUGCCGUUCUAAAAAAGACAGUAGAAGCUGCACACCACUGAAAGAUGAAGCUUACUGCAUUCAUGUUCCUUCUCAUCAAUUCAGCGACAUCCAUCAAUCUUAAAUACAUCUCCAAGAGAAACUCAGUGGAUGGAUGUAUAGACUGGUCAGUGGACUUGAAGACGUAUCGUGUGUUGGCCGGUGAACCGCUGCGGGUGAAAUGCGCUCUCUUCUAUAGCUACAUUCGCACUAACUACAGUGUGGCCCAGAAUGCCAAGCUGCGGCUCAUCUGGUACAGGAACAAGGGUGAUUCGGAGGAGCCAAUCAUCUUCUCAGGUCAUCGGCUCAGUAAAGAAGGAGAUUCCAUUUGGUUCCGCUCGGCGGAGAUGGAGGACAACGGAUUUUACACUUGUGUGCUCAGAAACUCGACGUACUGUAUGAAGGUGUCCAUGUCGCUGACAGUUGAGGAGAGUGAAGAGGGUUUGUGUUUUAGCAGUCGAAUACGUUACCUGGAGCGGGCAGAGAUCACUAGGAGUAAAAUGAUCACCUGCCCUGACAUUGAUGACUAUCUUGCCCCCUACAAGCAACCCAUCAUGACCUGGUACAAGGUAAAGGAGUGUCAGCGGAAAGACUGGAGAAGCUCAAUAAUCAUAAACACCACCAGCCUGUGGAUCCCUGAGGUGCAGGAGGACGAUGGUGGAAACUACACUUGUGAACUGAAGUACGGCAGUAGAGUUGUGAGGCGGACCACUGAGCUGAAAGUCACAGCCCUUCUUACUACCAGACCACCGAAAGUCUUGUUCCCAAUAGAGAGACGUGCUAAUAUUAUAGACGUUCAACUCGGCAUGCGUCUCAUCUUGGAUUGCAAGGCAUUCUUUGGUUACAGCGGGGACGCUCGGCCCAUCAUCUACUGGAUGAAGGGGGAUAAGUUUGUAGAAGAGUUGGAAGGACACAUAAGAGAAAGUGAAGUCAGGGUGCUCAGAGAGUUUCUGGGGGAGAAGGAGGUGUUGCUAUCGCUGAUCUUUGAUGCUGUGGAGGAGACAGACAUGGGGAACUACACUUGUAAUGUGGAGAAUCACAUCGGCCGUGGUAGUGGAAGUGCCAUUCUGCAGAAGAAGGAUGUGUACAGGCUGGAGCUGGUCGGGGGUCUGGGUGCCAUCAUGCUGUUAUUAGGGAUCUUUACGGCCAUCUAUAAGUGCUUUAACGUGGAAAUCAUGCUUUGUUACCGACAACACUUUGGCAGUGAUGAAACAGAUGACGACAAUAAGGAAUAUGAUGCCUACCUCUCUUACACCAAAGUGGACUUAGAAUCAGUGGAGCGCGAGAUGAGCGAGGAGGAGCAGUUUGCCCUGGAGAUCUUACCUGAUGUGCUGGAAAAACAAUAUGGAUAUAGGCUCUUCAUCCCACACCGGGACCUCAUUCCCAGCAGCACAUACAUUGACGACCUGACCCGAAGUGUUGAGCAAAGCAGGCGUCUUAUUAUCAUCCUGACCCCCGAGUUUGUGGCCAGACGGGGUUGGAGCAUCUUCCAGUUUGAGCCGCGGCUGCACAGUAUGCUGGUGACAGGGGAAAUCAAAGUUAUCAUGAUCGAAUGUUCUGACCUCCGCAACGUUAUUAACUACCAGGAAGUAGAAGACCUGAAGCACACCAUUAGAGUCUUGUCUGUCAUUAAAUGGAUGGGUCCCAAGAACAACCAUCUUAAAUCCAGGUUUUGGAAACAAGUUGUGUACGAGAUGCCGGCUAAGAAAAAAGAGACCGUGUCUCGACGGCAGGUGUUAGAUUCGGGCGAGCAGGGGCUCUUUGGCGACCUGCGUGCCGUAUCGACCGUUGCCAUGACAGCAACCUCAGCAUCCUUAGUGCCGGCUCAUGUUGAAAUUCCAGACUAUAAUGAGCCUGCUCAUCUGCAAAUGCGUCAUUUCUGCCACAGCUAUGAAUACGAGCUGCCCACUUCUGCAAUUGCAACACUUAGCAGCCGUCACAUGUAUUGCAAUUUACCAAUGACGUUGCUAAACGGACGACUGACACAAAAUAACACUGGGAAGGCCAAGAAGGACAUUCACUUGAAUAGCACAUUUGUACCGCUGUCCGGACAAGAACUUUCAAGUGAUAUUUGGUAGAAUAUACUCUAACAAAGCAAUCGCCCGCCGGGACAGAAUCAAAGCUUUGCUGUUUUUAGUUUCCUGUUUCUUUUUAAUCUGCAUGAUAUCAUUUUAAGAUAAAAACAUAAACAUUUCAAUUCAAAGUCUUUUUCUUUAACUACCUGUUAGGUGUUUUCAGAUAGAUGGAGAGCUAUUGAGUCCUUACUUGAAUUUCUUCUUUUUAGAGAUCAAAACAAUAAAUGACUUUGUAUUUCUCUUCAAGGUAUUCACACUAUGUACAGUUUCAUAAUUAUUCUUUUGAAAUAUGACUGCAUAUUUGAGUGAAUCCACAAUAAUGGUUUUAUUUCUGUAGAGCAGAUUACGACUUUGGUUGUUACAGCACAAUAAUGUAAAGACACAAAGACUCUGAGCUUUAAAGAAUAUUAUGUUCUGUUUAUGCAAAUAAAUACUAUUCCAAUUAAAUAAGCACAUUGAUAUUGUUUGUAGCCAAUUAGGAGGAUGUAUUUACAUAUUUGAUUAUUUGCCUUGUCAUUUCUUGUUUUUUAUUUAUUUAUUUAUUUAUUUUCCAGAGCUUGCUUUAUCACUGCAUCAUUGGGUGUUUAUAUGGUGUCUGGUAUUGAAUGAAAACAUUCAGUGUUACCAUUGAUCAAUAUUCCAGUCAG
Messenger RNA from Misgurnus anguillicaudatus (oriental weatherfish), 3523 nucleotides. RefSeq names its product interleukin 1 receptor accessory protein-like 2 (gene il1rapl2). Gene Ontology annotation, biological process: signal transduction. Gene Ontology annotation, molecular function: interleukin-1 receptor activity. The record is from RefSeq and is a predicted model, not a curated record. Lineage: Eukaryota; Metazoa; Chordata; Actinopteri; Cypriniformes; Cobitidae.